Mobula hypostoma (lesser devil ray) is the source of this 4295-nucleotide messenger RNA. RefSeq names its product RAB3 GTPase activating protein subunit 2 (non-catalytic) (gene rab3gap2). The coding region runs from base 92 to 4294 and encodes 1400 amino acids. The record is from RefSeq and is a predicted model, not a curated record. Gene Ontology annotation, biological process: regulation of GTPase activity. The transcript is spliced from 36 exons. NCBI's taxonomy places the organism in Eukaryota, Metazoa, Chordata, Chondrichthyes, Myliobatiformes, Myliobatidae.
UGAGCGUUGCUGCGGCCGCAGCACUGAGCCUGGUGGAGGAGGCAAAGAACAGGGUGCCGACCGUGGCACUGCCGCCGCCACCGCCACCACCAUGUCCUGCAGCCUGCUGCAUUUCUGCUCCUUCCAGGAUCUCAGGGUCAUCCACAAUUUCCUCUUCCCGCGACAGAAGGAGGAAGCGAAGGCCGGCGAUAAAGAACACAGCUGGGAAGAUGAAGAUUGGGGAGUGUGGGAUGACGGUGAAUUGAAAGAAACUAAGGAAGAUAACUCUCCAAGUAAGGCACCAGCUGUAUCAUGGUUACAAGACUGUGUGAUAUCAUUGUCGCCGACUAAUGACCUAAUGGUGAUGGCAAGGGACCAGAAAGCUGUAUUCCUAGUGCCAAAAUGGAAGAAUAAUGAAAAAGGUAAAAAUGAAAUGCAAUAUUGUGUUACCUGGAGUGGUUCCUUGAAUGUUGAAGAAGGUGAAUGUGUCAGUAGUGCAAUUUGCAUACCGUUAGCAAGUCAGAAGAGAAGUUCCACAGGACGACCAGACUGGACAUGUAUAAUUGUUGGUUUUACCUCGGGAUAUGUACGAUUUUAUACUGAGAAUGGAGUUCUUCUUUUAGCACAACUUUUAAAUGAAGACCCAGUUUUGCAAUUGAAAUGUCGAACUUAUGAGAUACCUAGGCAUCCUGGUGUCACAGAGCAGCAUGAAGAACUGAGUAUUUUAUAUCCAUUUGCUCUUGUGACAAUAGAUGGAUUCAGCCUCUUUCAGUCUCUUCGUGCCUGUCGAAACCAAGUAGCACGAGCUGCAGCUUCGGGCGCUGAAACCGUGCAGCCUCCACCUUUAACAUACAAAAAAUGGGGUUUACAGGACACUGAUAUGAUUGUGGACCAUAUAAGCGUAGGAAUCAUGACACUGUGUCCAUUUGAUCAGUUGAAGACUGCCUCUAUUUUAGGCGGAGUAAAUGCCACUGUAAAGAGCAGCCCACCAGCCAUGUCAUCACAUGUAACAGUUGGUUCUGGUCCAUUCACAGGGUUUUUCUAUGCUUUGGAGGGUAGCACUCAGCCUUUGCUAUCACACGUUGCUUUAGCAGUUGCCAGCAAACUCACAUCAGCUUUAUUUAAUGCAGCUAGUGGGUGGCUUGGCUGGAAAAACAAAAAUGAUGAAGAAGCAGUGCAAAAGCAGAAGCCAAAGGUUGAACCUGCAACCCCUCUUCCUGUAAGAUUUGGGAUUCCAGAUUCCCGUCGCCGUGGAGAACAUAUUUGUUUAUCACCUUGUAACACUCUGGCCGCUGUAACAGAUGAUUUUGGCCGUGUCACAUUACUGGAUGUAGUAAGAGGAGUAGCAAUACGUAUGUGGAAAGGAUAUCGUGAUGCAGAGGUAGGCUGGAUCCAGGUGGUAGAGGAUCUUCAUGAAAGAGAAAUUGAGAAAAGCAACGUGUCUCCCUUCAGCAGUCCUACAGGUCUAAGGCGAGUGGCUCAAUUCCUGGUUAUCUACGCUCCAAGGAGAGGAAUCCUAGAAAUAUGGAGCACCCAGCAAGGUCCGAGAGUUGGAGCAUUUAAUGUAGGAAAACACUGCAGGUUGUUAUAUCCUGGAUACAAGAUAAUGGGACUGAACAAUGUUACCAGCCAGGGUUGGCAGCCACAAACCUACCAGAUUUGUCUGAUUGAUCCUGUGGAUGGUAAUGUGAAAACCAUCAGUGUUCCCUUUCAUCUUGCUCUUAGUGAUAAGAAAAGUGAAAGAGCAAAGGAUAUGCAUUUAUUGAAGCGGUUAACUGCUUUGUUGAAGACCAAAAUAUCUAAUCCUGAAAAUUUGGAAGCCGAGAUAAAGACACAGCUUCUUGAUAUUAAAUAUCCUACCAUGAAAAAGCAGGCUUUAGAAAGACUACUAGCAAGUAAAAAUGUCCCAUUAUCUUGCUUAACAAAUUUAAUCCAGGCUCUUUUGGACAACUUAAUGAGCCAAGACCCUGAAAGCGUUGAUGAAGGAUUGUUGCAAUUUUGCCUCAGCCAGCUGAAAUUGCUUCACCUUUAUACAUGUGUAAGCAAACUCAACUCUGAAGAUGUGGAGCAGAAUGGUGGUAAAAUCAGCAAUGAAUUGGCUUCUUUGCUAAGACUAGAAGAAAGGGAAUGUGAAAAAAUUCAAACUCUUCUGGAUAAUUAUAGACAAGGAAAUACCAAAAAUACAGUUCAAUUUGAGGAAGAUGAAAUCUAUAAACUUCCAAUCCAGAUGUUCUUGGAAUACCUUGAAUAUGAAAAAGAUGCAGUUAAUGUGAAGAAAGUAGGUGAAGAAGAAUAUGUUGCUUUGGGCAAUUUCUUUUUCUGGAAAUGUAUAUGUGGGAAAAGCUCUGUGGAGGAAAUGUGCCGUUUGCUGGAGUCUGCAGGAGCGAGGCCGCAGCAAUUUUUGUCUCUGCUUCUUUCUAUGUGGCUCUUCAGGGAGAAGGAAAUCCUCAAGAACCAGGAAUCAAUUAGCUACCUCCAUAUUACGCUUUCACACUUAAUCAAAAUGAAAGGUGCUAUUGAUGUUUCAUGGGACCUUCAGUCGGUAUCGCCUUGGUGGCAGCAAAUGCGUACCGCAUGUGCGCAAGCAGAGAAUAUUGGAGCUGCGUUAUUAGCUGCACUUGUUGGAAAAAGUGUAUCUAUAGGUGUAACAAACAGUCUGGCUGAGAAAGAUCGAGAAGAAAUUGAAGGUUCAGAUGGAAUGACUGAUUCUUGGGAAGCAUUGUCUCUUGAUGUGGAACACUGGAAUACACUGCUGAGACAGCUUGAAGAUUGCCUGGUUCUCCAAACACUUUUGCUGAGCAAAGGGAAUAAACCACCCUGCUGCCAUUCUGAGCUACUUUCCCGUUUUUCUGUUAAAAAACUUCUGGAGGGUGGUCGAGGGGUUGUUGCUGACGGUGUGGCAAAAUGGAUAUUCAAACUGGAUCUUACUCCAAGUAUUCUGAAACAGGCGCAUCAGACCGGAAGAUUGGGAAGUGCAGAAGAGCCAGUGGAAGAAGAACACGACAUUCUCUUCUAUGAGAAGUGCAGAGAGCUCGGCUUGGAACAAAUAUUACAGUUUCUCCAGUUGACCUAUGAGCGAUUUCCAUACAGUCUGGAAUCUGAUGUUCUUCAUGCACAUUGCUGUUGGGAAUAUGUAGUGCAAUGGAACAAAGAUCCAGAGGAAGGCCGAUUUUUGAGCAGAUCUGUGGAUCAUCUGAAAUGCAUUGCCAACGGUCAUGUUCAGCGGGGUACUGCUGUAAUGAUGUGGAAUACCUUUAUUGUAAAGAGACUGUCAGCUGCUGCUUACCUAAUGGAUAAGGAAAAAGAAACCCAACCGAUCCAGUCUCCCCCUCCGCAUCCGCAACAGCUGAAAUCUUCCAGUCUAGGCAACAUCCUGGUUGGGAAAGCACCUAAAGACAGACUCUGCAGAAGAGAUGUCGGCAUGAGUGACACGGCCAUGACUUCUUUCCUUGGUUCUUGUUCACUGCUGAUUCAAACUUUAAUGGAGGCUGAAAUCAGAAGUGAUGAGAUGAAGGAGCCAUUUCUGGAGAUAGAAGACACCUGGUCAGCUAUAGAGGGUCCAACAUCAAUUAUGGAUCUGGCUCUAGAACAAAGACAUGUUCAUUAUCCAUUAGCUCAACACCACUACAUUCUAACUGUUAUUAUGCAUGGAAUAAUGCUUUUUGGAAUAAAAUCUGUCAAAAUAUUUAGUCUAUUUGAUAGUAAGGGCAAAAAUGCAUUUUUCAAGGAGUUGACUUCAAUUCAAUUGCUGCCAAGUGGUGAUAUGGACCCUAACAUCAUCUCCCCCAGGCAACAGUUCUUAAUGAAGUUAGUCAGUGCUGCAGUCCAAGAACUAGUGAAACCUCAAAAGACUGUGAAUGCUACUGAACAUCAAUUUUAUGAAGAGCAAGAUUGGCCCUCAGUGGCAGUAGAGCUGUCUCAGAACCUCCAAGUAAAUGAAGAUGUUAUUCGACGACAUCAUGUGUGUGAACUAUACAGUCAUGGAAUUGACCACAUUGGGGAAGAGGCAAUUCUCCAAGUACAUGAUCAAGAGGUCUUGGCAUCCCAGUUGCUUGUGCUUACUGGACAGAGGCUUGCAUACGCUUUACUUCACACUCAAACCAAGGAAGGAAUGGAACUGCUGGCCAGACUCCCUCCAAUGCUGUGUACUUGGCUUAAAGCUAUGAAUCCUCAGGAUCUUCAAAACAAAGAUGUGCCAAUUGCAGCAACAGCUCAAUUGGUGAGGAAGGUGAUAGAACUCUUGCCUGAAAACCACGGGCAAUACAGCCUGGUGCUGCAUCUAUUAGAAGCAGUUGACGCCAUUUCAUCAUUGUGAC